Molecule: messenger RNA, 1476 nt
Organism: Scophthalmus maximus (turbot)
Lineage: Eukaryota; Metazoa; Chordata; Actinopteri; Pleuronectiformes; Scophthalmidae
Gene: tmem244
Product: transmembrane protein 244
Exons: 6
Coding region: 45-569 (174 amino acids)
Source: RefSeq, a predicted model, not a curated record
CACACAUGUAGCCUACAUACGCUCAGUUAGACCAGCAGCCAUUCAUGUUGUUGGACUACUGCUGUCGAUGUUGUGGAUUCACACUCAUAAAACGCCAUGGACCCGUCUCCCUCAAGACCACACCCAGCGACACCUGGGUCGUCCUGCAGAAUCUGUUGAUGUGCAUGGUGUGCUUCUACUCUCUCUACUACAUCGUGGUCAGUCUCUGCAUCGGACUUCUCAGGGUUCACGAGAUCAACAGCUUGUUGGCGCCAUUCGACUACACAACACAACCGUCAUGGCAGAACCCCAAAUACCUCGUGGGUGUAAUUUCCACAGAAGUGACCUAUGUUUUAGGAGGGCUGGUCUUCGCCUGGAUUGUAGAGGAGUGGGUCUGGGAUUACGCCAUAACUGUCACAUUGCUGCAUGUCGCAAUGACUGUAGCAGUGAUGUCAGACUUCCCUUCAGCUGAGCACUGGUGGAUCGCUCUGGGUUCAGGCCUGGUGAUGAUGAUAUUUGGGGGGCAGCUCCUGGCCUAUAAACUCUUCAGGAACAACUUUGUGUAUCCAGCUGAACUGCAGAACUUCUAAUGAACACAAUAAGGAAAUCUUUUAACUAGCUUACUGGUUAAUCUCAGCCCUGCAUGCAUACCAAUGGGUUCACUUUGCAAAGAUUGUACUGCCAGGUUCAUGUUAACAUUGCUACUGCAACAACUACAGUGUGUGAAUCAAUAACUUCUUAUUGUCAGAUAACUCCUUGUGCAAAUAGCACAUAUCCUUGAUUUAACAGUGUUUUUUUGUAACAUAUUCUGUACAGUUUGAAUAUUGUUUUGUAUUUUUUAUUUAUUAAAUUCAUACUAUGAACAAAAUGUAUUGGCAGAAAUUACAUAUUUAGCAUUCUGUAAAACAGGUGGAAAAUAUUUACCACCAGCAAAUAUACCGACUUAUUUUUUUUCAUUUCAGCUGUUGUAUUUGUAUUGUAUUGUAUUGUAAUAUUUAAAAUAUAGCAAUAAAUAAUCAUUUAGAAAUGUAUAUAUUAGUUAGUCCAUUGGAUUUACAUUAAAUAUUUCAUGCAAAACGUUGGGGUACAUCCUGCAUCAUAUCUGACAGUAAUUGUGUAGUAGUAAUAGGGUGGACAUGGAGUUAUUGGCAGGCCAGAAAUAAUUACUUAUCACUGUGAUCCUGAAUCAGGGUUGCCAGGUCUCGAGUUUUCCAAUGGAACUGGGCGACUUUUGAAAUUAUGCCAUGAUUUCAAUGUUUUUCUGUCUGCUUGGUUGGCUAGACUUAUUUUGCUUGUAAAUUACAUAAAUAAUACAUACAUAUAAAAUCCACAUUUUAAAUUAAUAAUUUAUUUACACCCAAAUCCUGCCAAAAACAGACUGACCAGCAAACAAGCACCCACAUAAAAAUAAUGGGCUGUAAUGCUCUCUGCCGCCUGGACAAUGAUUAUGAAUUAUUACAUUUCCAUUCAAUAGUUGGUGGGUUUACGUCGCAGAGG